Pelobates fuscus (common spadefoot toad) is the source of this 1422-nucleotide messenger RNA. RefSeq names its product thyrotropin releasing hormone receptor (gene TRHR). Gene Ontology annotation, biological process: phospholipase C-activating G protein-coupled receptor signaling pathway. Gene Ontology annotation, cellular component: membrane. NCBI's taxonomy places the organism in Eukaryota, Metazoa, Chordata, Amphibia, Anura, Pelobatidae. The transcript has 3 exons. The record is from RefSeq and is a predicted model, not a curated record. The coding region runs from base 47 to 1309 and encodes 420 amino acids. Gene Ontology annotation, molecular function: thyrotropin-releasing hormone receptor activity.
AGCUGCUGCAGCUUAACUAGAAGCUAAAAGAGGAACAUGAAUAAAGAUGGAAAUAGAGAGUGAUCAUCUCUUUACUCAGUCCUAUCAUUUGAACAUGGAUAACGAAUCUUUUAACGAACUAAAUACGACAUUGCUCCAUGACAGAGAACUGAACAGUCUGGGGUACCAAGUGGUCACUAUUUUUCUGGUCAUUUUAAUUUGUGGACUUGGUAUUGUUGGAAACGUUAUGGUCGUUCUUGUGGUUCUAAGGACUAAACACAUGAGAACUCCAACUAAUUGUUAUUUGGUCAGCCUUGCCAUUGCAGAUCUUAUGGUCUUGGUGGCAGCUGGGCUUCCCAACAUCACUGAAAGUAUCUAUGGCUCAUGGGUUUACGGAUAUAUUGGGUGUCUCUGCAUUACUUUCCUCCAGUACUUGGGCAUCAAUGCUUCAUCUUGUUCAAUCACUGCAUUCACAAUUGAAAGGUACCUCGCAAUUUGCCAUCCCAUCAAAGCACAAUUUCUUUGUACCAUAUCAAGGGCCAAAAAAAUAAUUGUAUUUGUCUGGGCCUUCACAUCCCUUUAUUGCAUGAUGUGGUUUUUCCUGCUUGAUUUGAACACUACCAUUUACAAAGAUGCAACAGUGGUGAACUGUGGUUAUAAAGUCCCCAGGAGUUACUACUCUCCAAUCUACUUAAUUGACUUUGCUGUAUUCUAUGCUGUCCCCAUGACGUUGGCAACUGUCCUAUAUGGACUCAUUGCAAGAAUAUUAUUCCUCAAUCCUAUUCCAUCUGACCCAAAGGAGAAUUCAAAGACUUGGAGAAAUGAUUCAACCCAUCAGAACAAGACGUAUAACUCAAAGUUAUCUAGUAGAUGUUCCAACAAUACCAUAUCCUCUAGGAGACAGGUUACGAAAAUGUUGGCAGUGGUCGUGAUAUUAUUUGCUUUCCUAUGGAUGCCCUACCGGACAUUGGUUGUUGUGAACUCAUUCCUGUCCCAACCGUACCUUGAAAAUUGGUUUGUGUUAUUCUGCAGAAUUUGCAUAUAUCUGAACAGCGCUAUCAACCCUGUGAUUUACAAUCUGAUGUCUCAGAAAUUCCGUGCGGCUUUCAAAAAACUUUGCAAGUGCAAAAAGAAAAGUACGGAAAAACCAGCUAACUAUGGCGUGGCACUCAAUUACAGCGUUAUUAAAGAGUCAUCCAAUGGAGGAAGCCCCGACCAUUUUAGUACUGAGCUAGAAGAUAUUACUGUAAUGGACACAUAUUUGUCACCUACAAAAAUAUCCUACGAUGACACUUGUUUACCAUCUGAUGUGUCCUUCAGCAGAACAUAGGAGCUGUAUAACUGUAUAUCACGAGCACAUUGUAAAUGUCUGUGAACAGGUUUUAAAUAAUUAAUUAACUGAUAGUGAAGCACACAUAGUAUUACUACACCUCAAAUUAGUAG